CCCUUAGGGAUGCGUGGGCCUGGGCUAUAAUGAUUGCAACUGUUUCAGCUUGGAGUGAUGAUGCAUUGUCAGUGACCCUAAUGGAUAUUGUAGCAACCCUUCCUGCAAAGCCAGUGGUUUAUGGGAUCCAUGGACCCAUCUGUGAGGUCGUGAGGGCACCGCCGGCUGGGGCGCCUCCAACCCACGACUCAUCUCCGCUCAUACUUAUCCACAAGGCUGAAGGCUCUUUGGAGGAGCUUAAAGUGGCCAGAUCUGCGAUGCGGCCCAGAGUCGACUCCACGUCCUCCGCCAGCAGCUGCUCGUCUGACGCCUCGAGCGACAGUUCCUCCUCGUCCACCACGGCCUCCCCUUCCUCUUGCUCUUCAACCUCAGCUUCGGAUGAUUAUGACUCCCAAGACGACUUCGAGGACGACGAGGAGGUGGAUCAGGAGGAUGGCGAGAGCGUGGCAUGCGACGACCCGGUUUGCACCAGAGCGACUGCCUGGGUAUGGGUGCCGGGGGGCAAGGGGAGGGGCCGCAUCCCCAAUGUGGGGCUGGGCAAAGACUUGACGGAUGCGUCAGUGUGUGAGGUCAUACGUCUGAACAGUUCGGGGAGGAAUUCGGGUUACUCGAAUUUCGAUUUUGCUUUCCUCGUGCAGAGCAACGACGAAUAUUCUCGUCUACUCAGAGGAUUACUCGAUGUCCAGAAUAAGAUGAAAGAGCUCACGCCUCAGCACAUCCGCCAGCACUUCGACGUCGCCUUCAAACAGGUCGAACUCCUCCAGCAAUUUCAACUCGAACUGAAUGAGGCUGUAAGAGCCUCUCAGGGAAACCUAGAGGCCCUGGCAGAGGUCUUCCAGAACGACCAGUUUUCCUCUUAUAAGACGUACAUCCUCAUGAUGCCAAGAGUUCAAAAGAAACUUAACCAUUACUCCUCUUACUUUCAGGAGCACUUUCCCAGUUUUAGAAAGAACCUCAUGACCCCUUCGCUUCGAGUCCAUUUCUAUGCUUUGGUCUUGAAGUCUCUGAAAUCUCGCGGCAGCAGGAGCGAGCGAGAGAGCCUCCAGAGAGCCAUAGAUUACUUAAAUCUCGUCAACCGGAAAGCCAACACGGAGAUGACGGUGGCCAGCGUCAUGGAAUGCCCGGUGGAUCUCAGGCUCUCGGGCGACCUUCUGCUCGUUGACGAAUUCUAUUACGUGGCCGGACCCCUUGCCAAGAAGAAAUAUACGCUGGUCUUAUUUGAACACAUCUUGCUCUUCACUCUGUCCAGCAUCACCUGCUUUAGGCUCAUGACUUACUGCAGGCCUGGUCAAAUGGAGUCCAUAGAGAGUGGGUCCGAGAAUGAGCUGAACCUUUAUGUGAAACCGACCAACAAACAACAGGUCAUCCGACACGUGUUUAGGCCUCGGAACGCGUCUGCUCGAAGCGUUUGGGAAGAGAAACUGCAAAAUUUUGUGCCAUCCUACAAAAGCAGUUCGAGAAAGAGUCUGAGUGUGACACCACGAACCGCUGACCUUCUCCCUCUGAGUCUCACGUCGGAGUAUCCCCAACUCCAGGCUGCUCUGGCCAUGGCUCCCAGGAACACGCAGUCAGGCUCCCCUGGACCAUUGGAGACUUUCAACGAAGAGGCUCUACAAAACCUUGUAGUUCGCGAGGAAAAUUACGUCAGACAGUUGUCUCAGAUUACACAAGAAAACCGCGAACUUCCGAGGUUCAUUUUAAGUAUCCUAACACGAGUCCUGAGCCUCCAUAAUAGGAAUAUCCUCCCCAAGUUUAAAAAGGCAUGCCAACAAAGUCUGCCAAAAGUACUCCUUUGCUUUGAAGAUAUCAUGGUCCACCUGGCGAUAUACAGCGAAUACUUCGCCGCCAGCGUCCAGGUGGCCCACUUGCCAGACUCCGCCGAGCAGCCAGACCCCGUCACGGCGCCCAUCCGCCACUUCGUCUUCUACCUCUCGUGGUUAUCCGAGCGAGGACGCCAGGCGGAGGCCAUCGUGGCCGGGCUGCACACCGUGGUCGCCGACGCCAGGGCUCGCAUCCUCAGUGAGGCCAUCGUCAACAGCCGAGUCGACUUCUUCAGGAGCGGGAAAGUCCUCCGCUGCGACACGCUGCGAGUGGCGACACCACACAAGGGCAUAAGGGAUGGACUCUACCGGGCACUCCUGUUCAAGAAACUCAUUAUCCUGACGAGGGUGAGAGCGCCCUUCUACGAAUACGUGUGCGACAUCAGGCUAGACGAGGUCAACCUAGGUCCCCUGAAGGGCUCUCAUCCGACGGACUUCAGACUAGAAGUCAGAAGGGGGGGAGGAAGAGGUCCCCAGGUCUUUGAGUUCCGCGCGCGCACUCAAGAGGUGAGGGACACCUGGCUCGCGCACCUCAGGAAGGAGUUCCACGGGCAGGCAGAGGCGAUAAAGAGGCAGUCCUCUUUCUCUCACUUGUGAACGAAAUGCUCUCCAGCAAUUACUUUGAAAGGAGACUGACAGCCCACGCACCACACGUACAUGCAUGCUCAUUUCAAUAAAUAUGUAUGUACAUACAUUUAUACAUGUAUGGAACUACCUUCAUAAAACGUGUGGUGUGUGUGUAGUUUCUUUCCUCUUUUGUGAAUUUUGAUUUCAGGAAUUGUUUUUGAUUUAGUUGUGUCAACUAAAGGCGUUUUAAGCAGGGAAAGUUCUUGCCUGAAAUCUCAAACGUUUUUCUUGCUAACUCAAGCAUUUCGCUUGCUUUCCCAAGCGACCUCCGUAGAUGGCUAGACUUACGCUUGCUAAGUCAAGCGGUGUACCGUCACCAUGGCAACAGCGUCGGUCGCGUACCGUACUGGUCACAAUCCUUCGAAUGUGGGCAUUGGCCAGGAACUCGACUUAAUAUCAGAUAAAUAAUUUUUUCAUGGUAUCUGAUUCUGUAAUUUUCUUGAAAUCAUAUUCAAAGAAAUUGAAAUAAACUGAAAACGAAAGGAGAUAAUGGA
This is a messenger RNA of Penaeus vannamei (Pacific white shrimp), 2941 nucleotides long. The record is from RefSeq and is a predicted model, not a curated record. Lineage: Eukaryota; Metazoa; Arthropoda; Malacostraca; Decapoda; Penaeidae.